GGCUUCACCUACCCUCCUCACGUUGGCUUAUCCAUUGGCACACCAGCUGACCCUCAGUUCGUUCUUAUGGAGGUGCAUUAUGACAAUCCAUCAUACACAGAAGGCUUGAUAGAUAACUCUGGUCUAAGGUUAAUUUACACUCCAGUUAUAAGGAAAUACGAUGCUGGUGUUAUUGAAGCUGGUCUCUGGGUCAGCCUCUUCCACAAUAUCCCACCGGGCAUGCCUGAAUUUGUGUCCGAGGGUCACUGCACGCUGGAAUGUCUGGAAGAGGCUCUGGGUGCUGAGAGACCUGCUGGGAUUCAUGUGUUUGCAGUACUUCUUCAUGCUCAUCUUGCUGGCAGAGCUAUCAGGAUGCGCCACUUCCACAAUGGCGAGGAACAGAAGCUGCUUGCUUAUGAUGAUGAGUUUGACUUCAACUUCCAGGAGUUUCAGUAUCUGAAAGAAGAAAGAACCAUCUUGCCAGGGGAUAAUUUAAUCACAGAAUGUCACUACAGCACUGUGGACCGAAUUCGCAUGACAUGGGGUGGUCUGAGCACCAGGAAUGAAAUGUGCCUGUCGUAUCUGCUCUAUUACCCGAGAAUCAACCUCACCCGGUGUGCGAGCAUUCCAGAUAUAAUGGAACAACUCCAGUUCAUUGGUGUUAAGGAAAUCUAUAGACCAGUCAGGACUUGGCCUUUCAUUAUCAAAAGUCCUAAGCAAUAUAAAAACCUGUCUUUUAUGGACGCAAUGAACAAAUUCAAAUGGUCCAGAUCUGAGGGUCUCUCCUAUAAUGAACUUGUGCUUAAAUUACCAGUGAAUGUGAGGUGUUCCAAAACAGAUAAUGCAGAAUGGUCGAUCCAAGGCAUGACAGCUUUACCUCCUGAAAUAGAGAGACCAUACAAAACAGAACCAAUAAUAUGCAGCUCAUCUUCCUGUUUAUGCUGCAGUUUGUUCCUCACUCUGUUGUUUGUUGUACAUGUCACAGCCAGUACCAUGGGAAACAUUGGGCCCUUUCUAUAAUAAUUUUUAUUCAUUUGUGUUCUGUAUGCCAUGCAAGUUCUGAUGUGUUUGCACUGUUGCUAUUGUAGAUUUAUUUUUUUACAUAUUAAUAAACUAAAUUUGCCAGUUCAAAAUAAAAUGGGUACUUCCUCUGAAAACUGGGAUUUUUUGUUUCCAAUGUAAAGUAUGUAUAAAACACAGUGGGUACACUGGCACAUUGCAUAUUGAAAUCUUUUCCUGUACCAUUUUGUUACACUUUGUCUUAGCUCUUUCACGUGGUGUUUUCAAAACCAACUAUGUAUAUGGGUAAAAUUAAUAAACUAAAAGCAACUUAGUUAAC
Antrostomus carolinensis (chuck-will's-widow) is the source of this 1318-nucleotide messenger RNA. RefSeq names its product monooxygenase DBH like 1 (gene MOXD1). Gene Ontology annotation, cellular component: secretory granule membrane. Lineage: Eukaryota; Metazoa; Chordata; Aves; Caprimulgiformes; Caprimulgidae. Gene Ontology annotation, biological process: norepinephrine biosynthetic process; octopamine biosynthetic process; dopamine catabolic process. The transcript is spliced from 7 exons. Gene Ontology annotation, molecular function: copper ion binding; dopamine beta-monooxygenase activity. The record is from RefSeq and is a predicted model, not a curated record. The annotation marks the transcript as partial.